Molecule: messenger RNA, 600 nt
Organism: Aspergillus eucalypticola CBS 122712
Lineage: Eukaryota; Fungi; Ascomycota; Eurotiomycetes; Eurotiales; Aspergillaceae
Exons: 4
Coding region: 1-600 (199 amino acids)
Source: RefSeq, a predicted model, not a curated record
AUGCUAAGACCGCCUGCUAUUCCCCCAGCUGUGUAUGUGCUCUCUGAUUCUUAUCCUAUAUUCUCACUAACUGAGCUAAUUAAGAUUGGCCUCUGGUCCCGCGAAUACUCAAGCUAUUCCAGCAGAAUAAAUUACAUGGCCUGUGCACCACCUACUACCGAGUUUACCCGCUUUUAUGUCAGAAGACGCAGAAGAUCCCAGCCUCUGACUGCGAUUACCCAGGCCAUUCUCGGUCAAUCUGCUGGGACCAAGGAGCAGCAGAUUGUCACCGCGUCCGGAUUGAAGCCAACGAUUCGCUUUCCUGGUCCCGCCCAAGGCAAGAGUCACGCCGCUCUUUUCCCGAUAUGUUUUUGGCAUCAUCCGCUCGCUGACAGCCUUCCGACUGGCCGGCUUAGCGCAGGCGCUACCGAUUGCGUUGAUUGGGGCCUGACACCAACGUGCUCCGACCAGACGUUUUUCACUGCGUCACCAGGACUUAGCUCCCUCGACUCAGGACCUUGGGGUGACAUUAUACUGUCUGAUCCAAUUCUAGCGUCCGUCCGAACUUAUGUCGCCAACGGCAAUGCCAAUGGUGGACCCGUCGCCAACUCCUUGGACUAA